AAAACACAAAUAGAUCCAUAUCUGCUGACGCACUCGACUUCAAUUUCUGAGUAAAGCUCAAUUUCCUAGUGUAUUUAAUUGUUUAUAGACUUAAUUAUUUCAUUUUGAAUACUUUGGCUCAAAUGCUUUGGCUCAAACCCGAAUGACAGUCAUCUGAUAUCUCGCGAUACAUUCAUCUAAAACCACGAGACGUUGUUGCUACGCUGACACUUGCAAACUGGAAGUUGAACUCUCCUGAAGAACCAUGUCUCAGCUGAGCGGUAAAGUCCAGACAGUGCUGGGUCUGAUAGAGCCUGAUCAAGUGGGCCGCACCAUGACACACGAACACCUUACAAUGGCGUUUGAGUGCUGCCUUGUUCCCCCAGCACCGGGAGAUGAAGGUGUUGCUGCAGCUCCCAUUGAGAUGAAGAACCUUCACUGGCUACAGCAGAACCCAUACAGCCACCGAGAGAACCUGCUGUUGAGUCAGGAGACCGAUGCAGUAAAGGAGGAGUUGUUGUGUUAUCGUAAAGCAGGGGGAGGAACCAUCGUCGAGAAUACCACCACGGGCAUUUUUCGAAACCUACCCGUUCUGCACCAGUUAGCCAAGGACACUGGUGUGCAUGUUAUAGCUGGAGCUGGCUACUAUGUGGAUGCGACACACUCUGAUGAGAUGAGAAAGAUGACUGUUGAGAAGCUUACAGACAUCAUUGUCAGUGAGGUGCUUCAUGGAGCAGAUGGCACUGAUAUCCGCUGUGGCAUCAUUGGAGAGAUUGGUACUAGCUGGCCAAUCACAGAGUCAGAGAAGAAGGUCCUGCGAGCCAGUGCUCAUGCUCAGACUCAACUCGGCUGUCCGGUCAUCAUCCACCCUGGGAGGAACAAUGCUGCUCCUGCAGAGGUCAUCCGCAUUCUGCAAGAAGCUGGUGGAGACAUCUCCAAAACAGUCAUGGCUCACCUCGACAGGAGCAUAUUUGAUCACGGAGAGCUGCUGGAGUUUGCAAAGAUGGGGAGCUAUCUUGAGUAUGACCUCUUUGGGACAGAGAUGUUGAACUACACCUUUAAUCUUGACGUUGACAUGCCAAGUGACAGCCAGAGAGUUCAGAUCUUGGGUUUCCUGAUCAAGGAAGGUUAUGAAGACAGACUCCUCAUUGCCCAUGAUAUCCACACCAAGAACCGCCUGACCAAGUAUGGCGGUCAUGGCUUCUCCCACAUCCUGAAGAAUAUUGUCCCCAAAAUGCUGUCUCGCGGUAUCACUCAGAACCAGGUGGACAAAAUACUUAUAGAUAACCCUAAACAGUGGCUAACAUUUAAAUAAACAUUGCAUUAAAAGUUUUAUCAUGUACCUUCCUUAAAAAAAGUAUACCAAAGAUUAAUUUGUUUUUUGAUUUUUGCUUCUAAAAAUACCUAUCAUUGAUGCUAAAUACCUUACAUUGCUGAAUGCCAAUCUAUGCAAAAUAACAUGAAAUACUCAAUGAACAGAGGCAGGUUUUAUACUGAUAGUGCUAUUCUUUAUUGUUUUCUAACAAACUCUUGAGUUUGUAAAUCUCAAAGUUAUCUUACCACAAAAAAGUGGCUAAAAUAAAAGAUCACCAAGUCAACUGAAAGAUGAUUUUUACAUGUUAUGCAUGCAUUCUUCUUUUCUUUUCUAAUGAGCAAACAUGCAAUUAAAUAGAUUAGAAGUCAAAAAGCUCAGUUGAACAUUUAAUUGUGGUUCUGUUGAGCACAAAAGAAGAAAUUAUACUAUUGCAUACUAUAACUCCGGUGUUCCAAAAUGUUGCUUCUCAUAACUGUAAAUCAAACGUAAAAUAUCUUCUGAUUGGCUGUGAUUGUGUUGCAUCAAGCCUGGUUAGGACACAGUGUUACUGUCCAAGGUAUAAUUAAAAAUGCAGAAUAACAAUUAUUUAGUAACUGUACUACAUUACACGUGAUCACACAUUAUAAUAGUGUACCAACGUUAUUUUUUUGGUUCUCUCACAAACCAAAUAUUUUUUGUUUUGCCCUUUAUUUUCUUAUUUUGUGUAACUGCAACAGGUCUAUGUUGAUUAAUGUAAUGCCAUGCUGAAUGUGCAGUUGCCCCUUUAAAACAACAGUUUGUUAAUACUGAGAUGACUUAAUAGAAAAGUGUGCCUAAAAGUAACACUACUUGCCUUACACAAGCCUGAUGUUUCACAGCACAUCCAGUAAUUGGAAGACAUGCAUUCUGACAGGUCAUUCAAUAGGACAGAGAGAUGAGUAUUCUCGAGCAGAUGGCCGCUCACAGUGAGUCCUCUAGUAAAACAUUGACACUGAGAGUCACUCUUUGUCUUUAACAGCAAGUUAAUGCUGGGCUCUAUUUUCGUGCUCAAGACUACAACCUUGCGCAACGUCUUAUCCAAUUUUCGUGAGAGUGCUAAUGCUAAGCCAAAUAUUCGUGCCAGUGCAAGUGUGGGUGACUGUGGGUGUAUUGUAUGAAAAUGAAGUGACGCAAAGCGACAAUUUGCUAAUUUCCUACGAAUUUGGUCAUUGCGCUAAGACUUUUUAAUACCACCUCUUACUUGGCACUUAAUGCAGUCCAAAUUCAGUUUCUGCAUUUGCAGUUUGGAGAUUUCUCCAGCAGGUGGUAAUCAUUUAUUUGGAUCUGGUAUGAUUUUUUGACCACAUCGUUAUUUUGAUAAUGUUUUUGUUUAAUUUGAAUUUAGAAAUAUUUUGCCGAUACAAUCACAUUGUUCAUUCUAGCCAUGAUUUAUGUGUUAGUAGAUGAAAAUGAUUAUUAAUACUUAAAUUCUCUGUAAUUUAACGGAGCCUGCAUCCAUAUCUUGAACCACAUUUACCAUGCAUAUAAAAGGAACUUGUCCCAUUUAACAAGGACACACAAAAUAAUGUAAAUCAAUUUUUUAUUCUUCCAAUUCAUUGCACACAAUCAAUUUACACUACCAACUUCUUAUGAAUGUACUGUUUUUGUUUAGAUCGCUAUAGCUUGACAGGCAAUGGACUGUAUAAUGGAGACGGUGCCGGAGAUAAACCUCCAUUGACCUGAUUAGCUCAAUUUCACCAAACCCACUUGCACCUAGACUUUGCGCACGCUUUCACGAAAAUACCAAAACUUCAUGGCCAUACCCAUUGACUCUGUGCUGAUGAGUUAAGGCAUUGCACUUUGCGUUUGCACACUUAAAAUUGUGCCCCCUGUGUGAGUCAUACGUGUACGAUGAUGACAUUUCAAUACAUAAUAUCAAGUUUUUUCCCCAGAGACGAUACAUUUUUUGUUUUUAUUUUAUUAUUCAUUCUUUCUCAUUGAAAAACAGUUUCCAUCACAAACCCUUUUUUUAUGUGUGGAUAUAGGUAGGGAACACCAUAUAUGCAGUCAAUAUAUACAGUAUAAUAUACAGUAGAGCUGGUUUUUUCUGAUUUAAUGAUUAAUCGGUGCCAAUAGUUGCAUUUUGGAACUUCCGGUUAUCAGUAAAAAUGUACGCUGAUAAUUGCCAAAAUAUUUUUUUUAAUACAUUUUUAUUAUUAUUAAUAUUUUCCUUUUGUGUUCCUCUGUGGCCAAAAACCUUCAUCUGGUGAAUAUAUUGGCUACAAAAAUCUUAGUUUGGUGAAUAUUUUCUGAGUCAAGACUCAUUCACCAUCGCUACUGAAGGACUAAUUCAAUAUUAUUAAUGCAAAAUUGUAUUUAAAAAAAAAAAAAACAUAUGACAGUUGACAAGAGAUUACUGAUGCACUACUAUUGUUGAAUGAUAAUAUACUUUUAAUUGAUUACUGUUCAAACUAGGGGUCGACUGAGUUUGGCAAUACCAAUAACUAAGGUGGCCUGAUAAUUGAUUAAUCUGCUGCUAGUUUUUAAAAUCAAUUCAGAGAAUAUUACAACAUUUUCUUAGUUGGUACAGACAUAGAGGCCAGAGUUCAAAAUUAAUAAAAUCAGAUAAUUAGAAAAAGAAAGAUUGGGUGCAUAACUUUUAACACUAAACAAGCCUGAAUCACACCAGGGACUCUUAUUUUGAAUUCACAGAGAUUUGGCUCCAUUAAAAUGCUCUAUAUUUAAUAUUUAUUAAAUAAUUUUUUUUAUAGCCUGUAUAUUAUUAUUAUUAUUAUUCAUAAUAUAUGACGUUUGAGUCACGAUGAUGAGGAACUGACAUGGGGCGUUUCCAUAUAGUCAAAUUUCUCUGAGUACCCUCUCUUCAAUUUAAAAAACACAAUUAUCAAAGGUACACUAUCGGCGACUACCGUCAUACAUUUUUACAGAUAACAAUAUUAUCGGCACCGAUUAAUCUAUAAAACCGAUAUAUCGGUGUACCUUUUGUUCAUUAAAUAUUUAGUAGCCCAUAUGACAAUGUUUGCUUUAUAGUGAUUUUAUUGUAAUACAUUGUAGAUGAUAUUAAGAGUGCAUUUUCUCUUUCCCUUGUUUGUGUGUGUAAGCUGGAAGCACAGACAUUUCAAAAUAAGACUGCCCAUUGUAUUUCAGGCUUGUUUUUAAUUGAAUUGUGCACCAAAUCCAAUUUUUUUUCUGGUUGUUAUUAUUAUUAUUAUCUGGUUUGUUGCACAGCAAACACGCACAUGGGAUUUUACUUAUGUUGGACUCUUGCAGCCUCUAUGUCUGUGCCAGUCACAGUAAGGAAAGACUAAGAUUUUUUUUUUUAAAUAUUCAAUUUUUUUUUUUUUUAUUCUCAUCCGAUUAAUUGGUUAUUGGUUGGUCGGUUGACCUCUAGUAUGGUGCUUGUAAACUACUGUAAUAUCAAAAAUUAUAAAUGGAUAACAAUGCAUGAAGUUUUGUAAUAAAAUUAUGCCUUGUCCCUCUAGAAAUGUUGUUGUGGAUUGCUGUAAUUUCACCCUUUAAAUUCAGUAACUUUUGGUUUUAUUGCAAAUUUAUACAAAUGUGCAAAUCAUAGAAUACACAGUAUUUUAUUCAAUACAGUUUGCUUGAUGACACUGUAUAUACCUUCCAGUGAUGCAUUUUUUUAUUAAAACAUUCAUUAAAAUGUAUGGAAUUGUGGCUUGAAUGUGAUAUUUGUGAGAGAAGAAUAAGAAAUGACAAAAUUAACAUCUCAACUAUGUUUCCGGGCUAAUACCAGUUUCUCAGUUACAGCCUCUUCAGUUCAGCCAUGUGCCAGUGUAAUUUAGGCACAUAUGGAAUGGAGAUGAUGUCAAAUGAUUUUCUGCUUUCACUGCCAGUUAAAUUCUCAAUAAAUAUACUACUA
Molecule: messenger RNA, 5150 nt
Organism: Xyrauchen texanus (razorback sucker)
Lineage: Eukaryota; Metazoa; Chordata; Actinopteri; Cypriniformes; Catostomidae
Gene: pter
Product: phosphotriesterase related
Exons: 5
Coding region: 245-1294 (349 amino acids)
Biological process (GO): catabolic process
Molecular function (GO): zinc ion binding
Source: RefSeq, a predicted model, not a curated record